This is a messenger RNA of Staurois parvus, 2916 nucleotides long. The record is from the annotation of a GenBank genome assembly. Lineage: Eukaryota; Metazoa; Chordata; Amphibia; Anura; Ranidae.
AUGAGAUUUGUUGCAUAUCUUACCAUUGAUGCUAAUCAUCUUUUGUGUUUUUCUUCUUUUAGGUCCAGUUACUCCCACCCCUCCUGUGGUUACAGUUACUCUACCUCCCCCUCCAGUGACUGUGACCACUCUACCUUCUGCCACCACAACUGUCCGCCGCCCUCCUCUCACCACACACACCCUGUGGGGGCUAUAAACCAAGUAGGACAUGACCCUCCUACUCCAGGCACUCGACGCCCACCCCCUUCCAACCAGCAUUCACACCCUGAGGUCUUCUGCCCUGCCCGUGAGGAGAGGAAAAUCCUGUGGCCAGCUACUCAGCAAGGAAUGAGAGUGGAGAGACCAUGCCCAAAGGGCACCCGUGGCAUUGCUUCAUUCCUGUGUAUGCCAACAGUGGCCAUAUGGAACCCUCGUGGCCCUGACCUCAGUAACUGUACCUCUCCUUGGGUCAAUCAGGUGGCACAGAAGAUUAAGAGUGGGGAGAAUGCAGCUAACAUUGCUGGUGAACUAGCCCGUCACACCCGUGGACAGAUCUACGCUGGGGAUGUCACAUCGACCGUUCGACUUUUGGAACAGCUUGUGGAUAUUCUGGAUGCUCAGUUACAAGCACUACGCCCAAUAGAGAGAGAGAGUGCAGGAAAGAAUUACAACAGGAUGCACAAGAGAGAAAGGACCUGUAAGGACUAUAUCAAGGCGGUGGUGGAAACAGUAGAUAACCUCUUACGGCCAGAAGCGUUACCCUCAUGGCGAGAUAUGAAUACCACAGAGCAGGAGCAUGCUGCUACCAUGUUACUGGACAUAUUGGAAGAAGGAGCUUUUCUAGUGGCUGACAAUGUCAAAGAGCCUGCCCGCUUUCAGACCGCUCGGACUAAUGUCGUGCUGGAGGUGUCCGUGGUGAACACAGAGGGUCCUGUCUCUGAGCUGGUUUUCCCCCAGGACAAUCACAGUCUGAGCUCUAUCCAGCUUUCGGCCAACUCUAUCAAGCAGAACAGUCGCAAUGGGGUGGUGAAGGUGGUAUUUAUCCUCUACAACAAUCUCGGUCUCUUCUUGUCAACGGAAAAUUCUACCGUACGUUUUGGGGGAGAAAGCGGCUCUACUGGACACUCGCUGGUCGUAAACUCACAGAUAAUUGCUGCUUCGAUGAAUAAGGAGUCCAGCAGAGUAUUCUUGGUGGAACCCGUUAUUUUUACCUUACCUCACCUACAGUCUAAGAACCACUUUAAUGCCAACUGCACAUUCUGGAAUUACUCGGAGCGCUCCAUGUUGGGGUACUGGUCAACGCAGGGCUGCCGUUUGGUCCAUACCAACAAGACACACACAACCUGUGCAUGCAACCACCUCACCAACUUUGCUGUGCUAAUGGCUCAGAGGGAUAUGGUGUAUCCUGGUCAUAUAAAUGAUUUGCUGCUCUCUGUCAUCUCAUGGGUGGGAAUUGUGAUCUCUCUGGUCUGUCUCGGAAUUUGUAUCUCCACCUUCUGCUUCCUAAGAGGUCUUCAGACUGACAGGAACACCAUCCACAAGAACCUGUGCAUCAGCCUUUUCCUUGUUGAGCUUCUCUUCCUCACUGGUAUUGACAAAACCCAGUAUCAGGUGGUGUGCCCCAUCUUGGCUGGUCUCUUACAUUUCUUUAGCCUGUCAGCCUUCUCCUGGCUUUGUCUAGAGGGAGUGCAGCUUUAUCUCAUGCUAGUGGAGGUGUUUGAAACAGAGCACUCUCGACGAAAGUACUACUACCUCUGUGGCUACGUCUUCCCAGCCCUCGUGGUGGGGAUUUCAGCAGCUGUCGAUUACAGAAGCUACGGCACAGAUAAAGCUUGCUGGCUGCGGGUUGAUAAUUAUUUCAUCUGGAGUUUUAUUGGCCCGGUUUCCCUUGUUGUUGUGGUGAACCUACUUAUCCUGCUGGUCACUCUCCACAAGAUGCUUCGCUCCUCCUCUGUCCUGAAGCCAGACUCCAGCCGCUUGGAGAACAUCAACUCUUCCGGUACUGUGUCUUACCUUCAAAUAAACCUGAUAUUUAUUUAUGAACUUAUUUUUUCCUAUUUCAGGUCAUGGGCCUUAGGGGCAGUUACCCUACUCUUCCUCCUCGGUCUCACCUGGGCUUUUGGUCUCCUGUUCAUCAAUAAAGAGUCUUUGGUCCUGGCGUAUCUCUUUACGACCUUCAAUGCCUUGCAGGGCCUCUUCAUCUUCAUCUUCCACUGUGCUCUCCAGAAGAAGGUACAUAAGGAAUACAGCAAAUGUCUGAGACAUUCGUACUGUUGUGUGAGGGGUCCAGGAGCAGAACACGGAACUUUGAAAUCAACAGUUAACAGUCGAUACUACACCCAGAGCCGUAUUCGUCGGAUGUGGAAUGACACUGUCAGAAAACAGACAGAAUCCUCCUUUAUUGCCGGAGACCUAAAUAGCACCCCGACUCUAAACAGAGGCACAAUGGGUAACCACUUACUGACGAAUCCUGUGCUGCAAAGCCGUGUAGGCACCAGCCCGUAUAACACACUUAUCACAGAGUCUGUGGGCUUUAGUCCAUCCUCCCCUGGAUACAACACCACUGAACACACCUUAAGCCGAGAUCCAUGUGGAAAGGAUGCCCUUCCUCCCCUACCGCUCAAUGGUAACUUUAACAAUAGCUAUUCCCUUAGAGCUGGAGACUUCCCGCCUGAUCCUUCCAAACUGGGUGACGGGGGACGUCGUAAUAUUACGGAUGCUGCAGCAUUUGAAAAGAUGAUCAUUUCUGAGCUGGUACACAGCAACCUGAGGGGCAAGUCUCACCAGGGGACAACAGACACUGGAGAUGAGGAGGUAACAUCCGGGGCAAUUGCAGAAGGUGGAGAAGUCCCCCACCCUGGAGAUGGAGCGCAUGUACAAAGCUUUGGAAGAACCCCUUCUCUUACAGCGAGCUCAGUCCAUCUUGUACCAGAGUGA